AUGAACUGGAUUUCAUCUCUCUCUUUCACUCUCUCUCUCUCUCUCUCUCUCUCUCUCUCUCUCACUCACUCACUCACUCACUCUCUCUACCUACCUACAUCUCCCUCUCUCUCUCUCCUUCUCUCUCUCUCUUUCUUCUUUCUGACCUGUGAAUGUCUAAACAGUCUUUCCAUUACCCUUCUUCUCAUCAUUUCCUUCCUUACUUACUUACUUCCUUCCUGGCUUCUUUCUUUCCUUCCCACCUUUGCUUCCUCCCUUCCCUCCUUUCCUUCCUUCUUUCUUUCCUCCCUUCCCUCCUUCUUUCCUUCUUUCCUCCCUUCCUUUCUCCUUUCCUUCCUUCAUUCCUUCUUUCUUUCAUUCUUUCUUUCUUUCUUUCUUUCCUUCCUUCCUACUUUCCUCCCUUCCCUCCUUCUUUCCUUCCUUCCUUCCUUCUUUCUUUCCAUCCUUCCUACUUUCCUCCUUCUUUCCUUCCUUCCUUCCUUCCUUUCCUUCCUUCCUUCCUUUCUUCCUUCCUUCCUUCUUUCCUUCUUUCCUCCCUUCCCUCUUUCCUUUCUCCUUUCCUUCUUUCCUUCCUUCUUUCUUUCCUUCUUUCCUUCCUUCCUUCCUUCCCUCUUUCCUCCCUUCCCUCUUUCCUUUCUCCUUUCUUUCCUUCCUUCUUUCCUCCCUUCCUUCUUUCCUUCUUCCCUUCCUUCUUUCCUCCCUUCCCUCUUUCCUCCCUUCCUUCUUUCCUUUCUCCUUUCCUUCCUUACUUCUUUCUUUCUUUCCCUCCUUCCUUCUACUUUUCUACCUUCCCUCUUUCCUUUCUUCUUUCCUUCCUUCCCUCUUUAUAAUUUUCUUUCUUUCCUUUUUUCCUUAUUUUUUGCUUCCAUCUUUCCUUCUAUCCUUUCUUCUUUCCCUCUUAUUUUAUUCCUUUCUUCCUUCUUUCCUUCCUUCAUUCUUUCCUUCCUUCUUAUCUUCUUUACUUUUGCCAUUAUUCCUUCCAUCCCGCCUUCGUUCCCUUCUCUCAUCUUUUCUCCCCUAAAUCCUUCGUUUACUUUUCCAUUCAAACAUUUCUUUCUUUCUUUCUUUCUUUCUUUCUUUCUUUCUUUCUUUCACCUCCUUCCUACUUUCCUUACCCUUUCCUUUCCUUUUUUCCUUGCCCUCCUUCUUUCUUUCCUUGCCCUCCUUCCUUCUUUCCUUGCCCUCCUUCCUUCUUUCCUUACCCUCCUUCCUUCUUUCCUUGCCCUCCUUCCUUCUUUCCUUACCCUCCUUCCUUCUUUCCUUGCCCUCCUUUCUUUGCUUUCCUUCUUCUUUCCCCUUCCUUCUUCUUUCCUUGCCCUCCUUCCUUUCUUUCCUUGCCCUCCUUCCUUCUUUCCUCUAAUCCUCCUUCGUUCUUUCUUUGCCCUCCUUCCUUCUUUCUUACUUCCUUCUUUCUUUCCUUGCUCUUUCCUUGCCUUUCCUUCUUUCCCUCCUUCUUUUUCUUUCCUUGCCUCCUUCCUUCUUUCUUUUCUUUCUUUACCUCCUUCCUUCUUUCCUUUUCCGUUGCCUUUCUUUCUUUCCUUGCCCUCCUUCCUUCUUUCCUUGCCGUCCUUCUUUCUUUCCUUGCCCUCCUUCCUUCUUUCCUUGCCGUCCUUCUUUCUUUCCUUGCCCUCCUUCCUUCUUUCCUUGUCUUCCUUUCCUUGCCCUUUCCUUCUUUCCUCCUUCCUUCUUUUUCCUUGCCCUCCUUCCUUCUUACCUUACCCUCCUUCUUCUUCCUUUCCUUUCCUCUUUCCUUGCCCUCUUUCCUUCUUUCCUUUCCCUCCUUUCUUUACCCUCCUUCCUUCUUUCCUUGUCCUCCUUCCUUCUUUCUUUGCCCUCCUUCCUUCUUUCCUUAUCCUACUUCCUUCUUUCCUUGCCCUCCUUCUUUCUUUCCUUACCCUCCUUCCUUCCACUCUGCCUUCCUCUUCAUAA
Acanthosepion pharaonis is the source of this 1929-nucleotide messenger RNA. NCBI's taxonomy places the organism in Eukaryota, Metazoa, Mollusca, Cephalopoda, Sepiida, Sepiidae. The record is from the annotation of a GenBank genome assembly.